Molecule: messenger RNA, 5622 nt
Organism: Frieseomelitta varia
Lineage: Eukaryota; Metazoa; Arthropoda; Insecta; Hymenoptera; Apidae
Product: chaoptin-like
Exons: 4
Coding region: 2147-5584 (1145 amino acids)
Molecular function (GO): protein binding
Source: RefSeq, a predicted model, not a curated record
UCGUUGUCGCCGACUCUCUGCUGUUUGCUCUCGCGGGGCAAACAGAGUGUACGUUCCGCGAUAGAAGGGAAGGACCGACUGACGACGAAGGGUUGCAGCAGAUAAACGUAGGGCGAAGUAUCUUUCGCGGUACGGCUAGACCGAAGAAUCUCGACGAGUUUGUGGUUACUCGGAGGUGGAAAUACUCGGUGGUCACGUUGCGAUCAUUUUUUGCGGGGCUUUGACUUUCACCUGUCUUUCUCGUUCUCGCGCUUUCGGUGUAGGGUAGGUACGACGAGGGCUCGUGAAUCGCUUUCUUUAACGCGAGAACGGUAAGAUCGUUGAAAACGUCGAGGGGGGAUUUAUCUGCAAACAUUUUUCCGUCUGUAUUGCAUUGACGAAGAGGUAAUUAAAGGGCUGUCAACGAAUGCCACGAAGGGAAGUGGAAACGGCUCAAACAUCGCGAAACCUCGUCAAAAAGGGGUGAAAAGAGAGACCGGCUGACCCGUGAAAUAUUCUCGUGGUUGCACAGAGACACGGUGUAAAGCCGGUGGUUCGAUCUAAAUUUAAACGAUGGCGGAGUCACGUUUCAAAAACGUUUGAACCUCGUUUACCUGGCGUGCACGGCCGAGCGAGUUUGACAAAGGCAGGCACAAAGUUACAGAGGGUGAUGAGAGUCGGCAACUUUCUUACCGAGGACUUUUCAUCUCGCGACCCGUCGGUCCAAACGGAGAAAGGGAAUUGGCUGGCGCCUUCCUACUACGUGUUACGCGAAAACGCGCAAUUCUCACGCCGGCCAGGGGGUGAGUUUCGUGCGUUAACCCACCGUGAACUGCGAGGCCAACGUGCACGCGGCCUAGUCGAAUCGCCUUUGUCAUCUGUGAAACAUGCAUUCACAGACUGUUUCUGACAUUUCGUUUGUGGAAAAAUUGCCCCGUAGCGUGACUUCUUCUUCUCUCGUUCCUUCAUUUGUUUAUUCGUUUCACGGGUAAUGACAUGUCCUUUGUGACAAACUUCCGUUCGCUGUUAAAUCUACGACGAUUGUUUCCUCGAAUGAUUGAAACAGAAGAAGAGUUGUCAGAAAAAUUAGCAAAAUAUACAAGAUUGAUAUUACGAAAAAUUGUUUGAUUGAAAUGUGUAAGUUUGUGACGGUUGAAAAGAUGCUAGAAAAAUUCACCAGAGAGCGUACAAUUAUAAUGAAAAAAGUUUACACUUUUAUGUAAAUCGGAGAAUGUCUCGACAGUGACUCACGUUGACGACUAAUGGCCGAUUUUAUUCCGUCUUCCUGUCUAUCAUCUUCGUGACGUAAAGGAGCUUUUUAAAAAGAUGGACGAUCCCUCGCGAAAACGAAACAAAAUAAUAAGAAAGGGAAGCUGUUCGUUUCUUUUAUGAAUAUCACGCGCUAGUGCAAUUGGUGCAAUCUCGUCGCUGAUCAAGGCGAAACACUUCGGUGCAAAGUGGACUGAGAAGUUGAUGAAGAUUCAUCCGCGGUAGUAAGUGAUUCAUGGUGACUCGUGUUUUCGCCAAGGAAACGAAUGGAGAAGUCUAGAAGAGCCGCGACGUAUCCACGGCAAUCAUCCUAGGAAUUCGACCAAUCUCCCGGGCAGAGGAGGAAGAAGAGCCAACGGGGAGAGCUGGAAAAUACCUGGAUUCUUAAUCACGAGAGAGAAUUCAGCGAGGAAAACGAUCGAUGCGUCGAAGAUCGGCGAUCUUUCCACCGCGAUUCCGCUAGAAUCCGACCACGUCAGACGAGCUCGUCGGUGCGAAAUCUGGUAAACGAAACGGGAUUGAUAGCGAGCCAGAUUCACGAGGGAUGAGAACCGCGCGUAAAGGCGCGCGAACGUUUCAUCCGCGCGUAGCCGGACGAAAGUAGACGAUGCUUGACCCUGCACUCGUAUCGAGUGUUUCUGCUUGGAGCGGCACGGUGACUGACGUCCACCGACCGGAACGUCGUUGAAUCAUCGAUCCAACCGGCGGACCCGGCUUGGGCGAAGUCGUCGCGCGACUGUCGCGCAGCGAUCAUGCCGAUCGAACUGGCCAAUCGUUACUAGAGCGGUGACAGCGAUGGCUGGCCGUGUUACCGAUCCGGGGACGAUUGAUCUUGGUGAUCGCGCGUGCUAGUGACUUGCCUUAGUGUCAAAGUGGAAUUACGCCGGUGUGCAUCGCCAUGUCUUCGCGACGUGCUCCACGCUUCUCGCCCUCUUCCCUGCCUACUUUCACGGGAGGACCGGUCGCGAGCGGAGGCGACGACAACGACGCGAUGACGCGAUCCCGGGGGCGACGAAGACCAUCCAACGUCUUCCGGCUGAUCCUGCAGCUUCUGCUGGUGCAGAGUUUCGCGUCGACGGGCAUCACCGGCCAGAUAGCCGAGUGCCCGCCCCCGGAAACCAUUCCCGGCUGUCCUUGUUACAAUUUCGAGGAUGGCCUCUUUCUCGAAUGCGCCGGAGCCACCGAGGACACCCUGAGGAGCACUCUGCUAAGCGUUCUGAGCGCGUCCGGAACGGGCACAAUGGUUCAGUCGUUGAGCGUUUACGAAUUGGACAAAACCGUGGAGGAAUUGAAGGACGGCUGCUUCCCGCCUGGUUCGCAGAUCAGGCAUCUGCAAAUAUCUCAUUCGUCGCUACGAGAGAUCAGCGAGGGCGCGUUCGCGUAUCUCAAGGAGAGUUUAGAAUCGUUGGCCCUCCUGUCCAGCCGUUUGCUCCACGUGCCGCAGAAAUCGUUGGCCGAUCUGCGUAAACUCGCGGCUCUGGACCUCGAGGGCAAUUUGAUACAAGACCUGUCUUCUUACUGUUUCUACGGGUUGAAACUGAUGAAGCUGACGUUGAAGGGCAAUCAGAUAUCAAAGAUCUCGGAGUACGCGUUCGCCGGGCUGGAGGACAGUCUCAGUGAUCUGGAUCUGACCGAGAACAAGUUGAAACUGUUCCCAAUGGCGCCACUUAGAAGACUGGAGAGCCUCGCUUCCCUGAGGCUCGCCUGGAACGAAAUAUCCGAGUUGCCGGACGACAGUUACAGUCACCUAAGCUCGCUGUUGAUUCUAGACUUGAGCAGCAACAACUUCGAGAAGCUGUCCGAGGAUUGUCUGCGAUCCUGCCCCAUUUUACACACGCUGUCCUUCUACUACAACUCCAUAGAGACGAUCCACAAAGACGCGUUCGUCUCGCUCAAGGAGCUCGAGUCGAUCGACCUCAGCUACAACAAGAUCGUGUUUCUCGACGUGGCAACGUUCAAGGGAAACGAGAGGCUGCGCAAUAUCGAGCUGAGCAAUAAUCACAUCCAUUACAUCGGCGGGGUGUUCGCCAGGUUGCCGGAAUUGCGCGAAUUGUACCUAGCGGAGAACAAUAUUCUCGAGAUCCCGGGGGACGCGUUUAUCGGCAGCGUGAGUCUCGCGGUUGUCUAUCUCCAGCAGAACGCCAUCAGAAGAAUCGACGGCAGAGGUCUCACUAGUCUCAACCAAUUGGCUCAAUUACAUCUGAGCAACAACUACAUCGAGAAGGUGCCGCGGGAAUUCCUCGAACACUGCGAGAACCUCUCCUCCCUGUCGCUCGACGGCAACAAGAUUCACGAGCUUCAGCCGGGCACUUUCUUCAAAUUGCAUCAGCUGAGGGAGCUACGGUUGCAGGACAACAACAUCACCGAGGUGAAGCGCGGCGUUUUUUCGCCGCUUCCGUCGUUGCUCGAGCUGCAUCUGCAGAACAACGCCAUCACCGACAUGGAAACGGGCGCGUUGAGCACGCUGCACAGUCUUCAACACGUCAAUCUGCAGGGUAAUCAGCUUGCCGUUCUGGGCGACGUGUUCCAGCUGUCCGCCUCCGAGUCGUCCUCCGGCGGCAGUUCGCUAGUCUCCAUUCAAUUGGACAGCAACGGGCUGGCCGUGUUGCACAACGACUCUCUACGAGGUCAGGCGUCCGUUAGGAUCAUGUGGCUCGGUCAUAACAAAUUGACGCAUCUGCAGGCACCGCUGUUCAGGGAUUUGCUGCUGGUCGAGAGACUCUACCUGACCAACAACUCGAUAUCCAGGAUAGAGGACGGCGCGUUUCAACCGAUGCAGGCUCUGAAAUUCCUCGAACUGAGCAUGAACAAGCUCAGCCAUAUCACUGCGCGGACGUUCUCCGAGCUGCACGAAUUGGAAGAAUUGUAUCUUCAGGACAACGGUCUCAGACGGUUGGAUCCCUACGCUCUGACAGCUUUGAAGAAACUGAAGGUGCUGGAUCUCGCGAAUAAUCAUCUAACCGUCCUUCACGACGCCAUCUUUCAAGAUAGCCUGCCAAUUAAAACGUUGAAUCUGAAGAACUGCUCCAUCAUAAGUAUAGAGAGCGGAGCGUUCCGUGAGCUCAAUAACUUGUCCGACUUGAAUCUCGACGACAAUCACCUCACGGCGCCUGCUUUGUUCAACCUGCACGUCUCAGGGCUGCGAACUCUAGUCGCAUCCGGGAACAAUUUCAGUCAAAUCUCAGAGCACAGCCUGAACGGCCUGCCGUCUCUGCAGGAAUUAUACAUGGACAGAGCGGAGAUCUCUCAGUUACCAGAGAUUAUCUUCGUAUUGAAUCGAAACCUGGCACGGCUGCACUUGAACAAAAACAAUUUGCGGAAUUUACCCCCGGGCAUCUUCGACAGAUUGGCGUCCCUCAGGGAGAUCAGACUGGACCACAAUCGAUUCCAAGAUAUUCCGUAUUCGGCCUUGGCCGACGCCUUGAACCUGGAGAUCCUCACGCUAUCCAAUAACGAGAUCGUGAACGUGGACGUGGCCAGUUUCGCCAGCCUCAAACACCUGAGGGAAUUGGACCUAAGCCACAAUCGAAUCGAGACCAUGUCCGGCUUCGCCACGGCCAAUCUAUCCUGCCUCGUCUCCGUGGACCUCAGUCACAACCAUCUCAACGCGCUUCCCGCGAAUUUCUUCGCUCAUUCCUCGAUGCUGCGCAGAGUCGACCUUUCGGAGAACAAAUUCAGACAAAUACCGGCGGUGGCGUUGUCCGGGCAAAAUCUUCCCGGUCUAACUUGGCUGAAUUUAACGAGAAAUCCGUUGAACAGGAUCCACGUUCUCCCGUCGGAAGCGAAAUACCCGAUUCUUCAAGAGGUGCACAUAUCAGGCACGAACCUCAGCAUAGUAACGUCCCAGGACUUCGAGACAUUCCCUGCUCUACUCCACUUGUACUUGAGCCAGAAUUGCAUAUCGCGAGUGUCGCCGGGUGCAUUUAGAAGCUUGCCCAACCUCUUAACUCUGCAUCUGGGAACCAACAACUUGGAUAUCCUGCCGAAGGAGAGGCUACAAGGGAUGGAGCAUCUGAGGAUCCUGAAUCUGACCCACAAUCUGCUGAAAGAGCUCGACGAGUUCCCAGAGGACUUGAAGUCCCUGCAGAUAUUGGACCUCUCGUACAAUCAAAUCAGCAUCGUGGGCAAGGUGACGUUCAAGAAUCUGGUCAGCCUGGUGGAGCUGCAUCUUUAUGGUAAUUGGAUCAACGCCAUCUCCAGCGAGGCGUUCAGACCGCUCAAGAAGCUACGACUGCUGGAUCUUAGUAGGAAUUACUUGGAGAACCUGCCGCUGAACGCGUUCCGGCCCCUCGAGACACAGAUUCGGAGUUUACGCGCUGAAGGUAAUGUCGUAUAAUUAAUCGGUCGAAUCGGGGAUUGUUUUUCUUUUUUCUU